Messenger RNA from Dermatophagoides pteronyssinus (European house dust mite), 306 nucleotides. Its product is annotated as D-xylose transporter-like. The record is from RefSeq and is a predicted model, not a curated record. NCBI's taxonomy places the organism in Eukaryota, Metazoa, Arthropoda, Arachnida, Sarcoptiformes, Pyroglyphidae.
AUGGAGCCAGUUACCCAUGAGUUUAACCUUGGCAGUUCCGAGCGUUCGUUGCUCGCCGCCGCUGUGUUGUUCGGCAACUUGUUUGGCAGCCCGAUCGGUGGCAUGCUGUCUGACCGAAUUGGUCGCAAAUCAACGUUAAUGAUUACUUGGAUGGCUUUGAUUGUGACGAUGCUCAGCGAAGCGGCUUCAACGUACUAUUAUCUGCUGUUUACCUGCCGAAUGCUUAUCGCGCCGUUGAUCUUCAUUUACCCUGGCAAAAUCUUUCCCUCAAGCGUGAAGGGAACUAUGAGAUGGAAAGUUCAGUAA